GAGAGUGAAAAGUGGGACUGAAGGAAAAAAAAAAUAGCUUACAGUUCCGUACAAAAGCUCUAGCUAUGGCGGCUUAGCUCCCUCAAGUUCUCCAAAAUCUUUCCUUUUGACUUUAGUUUUUUUGGUUAACGGAAUUUUGAAGGUUUGAAUGAUUGGGCAAGGAGAAACGGUUUCGGAUUUCACACCGAAGAAAUUGGCGAGGCAAUUAGAUUUCACGGCGGGGUGUCGCGCGUCGGGAAAUGCGACGUUACCUGAUCAUCCGAUGCAAUUGCAGUCGCAGCCUCAACCGCAAUGGCAAUCGCAAACGCCUUUGCCGACAAAGCCUCAGCAGCAACCGCAGGAACUGCAAUUGCGGUUGUGUUUACAGCCGCAAACUGUGCAAUCGCCUCAGUCCCCGCCGGUGCCACUAGUUCAAAUACGGCCGCCGCCUCCUCCGUCACAGCCAGUUACCGUCAUGCAACGGGUGCCUCAUCCGGUUCAGAAGCUUCCGCCGCAAACAUAUCAAUUGAGCAAGCAAGAGUCCCCAAGGUCCAGGCCAAGAGUGCAUGCUGAUGCAAAAGAUGGGACUCCAAAGAAACAAAAGCAGUGCAAUUGCAAGAAUUCUCGGUGCUUGAAGUUGUACUGUGAGUGCUUUUCUUCUGGGUUUUAUUGUAACGGUUGCAAUUGCUUAAAUUGCCAUAACAAUGUGGAGAAUGAGGCAGCAAGGCAAGAAGCAGUUGGAACAACCUUAGAACGCAAUCCAAAUGCAUUUAGACCGAAGAUUGCCAGCAGUCCACACAGACCUCAGGAUACUAGGGAUGAUGCACAUGAUGUCCAAUUGGUCGGAAAGCACAAUAAAGGAUGUCACUGUAAGAAAUCCAGUUGUCUCAAGAAGUAUUGUGAGUGCUUCCAAGCUAAUAUUCUAUGCUCUGAGAAUUGCAAGUGCAUGGACUGCAAGAACUUUGAAGGAAGUGAAGAAAGAAGAGCUCUUGUUCAUGGAGAUCAUAACUCCAUGGCUUACAUGCAACAGGCGAAUGCAGCCAUUAGCGGUGCUGUUGGUUCAUCGGGCUUUGGGAUUCCUGUAACAUCUAAGAAGAGAAAAAGUGAAGAAAUCAUAUUUGGUCUAGCAGUGAAAGAUCAAUCAGUUCACAAGAUUGUUCAGCAGCAGCAGCAGCAGGAAAACCAUCUAAGAGAUCUUUUGGCCACAUGUUCUCCAUUAUCUACUCCACUUUCUGGCACUGCUAAUAAAGAAUCAUUGGGAUCUUCAAAAUUCACGUACAGAUCUCCAUUGGCGAACAUCCUCCAACCACAGUACGUGAAGGAGUUGUGCUCUGUUUUGGUGUUAGUUUCAUCAGAAGCUAGAAGGGCACUUGCUGCAGAGAGAAGUGGCAAAAAGGAUCAACAAGCUAAGGGAGGCUCUAUCGAAACUACGGUUUCAUCUAAUCAGAUGCAUGAAAUGAGUCAGAAUGGUAAUGGUGUUCUAAGUAGUGCUACUGACGAUUGUGAGAGUGAGAACCAUGGAGAUGCAAAUAAAAGUGGUGACUGUGGAGCAAAUGAGGACAGUGUGCAAAACGGAAAGCCUUUGUCUCCUAGAACACGUGCGUUGAUGUGUGAUGAAGAAGAUACAAUGUUUAUGGCAGUUGGGUCACCUGAUUUAUUGACAGAUCGUUCUCAAAAUAUUACUCAGAAAUCAUUAAAUGGGCACGAAUGCACAGAGGUUUAUGCAGAGCAGGAAAGUCUUGUUUUGACAGUGUUUCGUGAUUUUCUCAAUCAACUUAUUACUCGUGGGAGCAUAAAAGAAACAAGGUGCUUUCCAUCGCCCCUAAGUGAAAAACGUAGUGAGCAAGAACCUGCAGAGAACGGUGCCAUAAAAUCUGGAAAUCAAGCAGUUGGACAGAAGCAACCUUAUCCUAAUGGAAUUGUGAAAUCUCCGAACCCGGCACCUGCCGAAAUAAGUCAGACACUCUCUGCAGCCUCUUCUGUUUUGAAUACAGAUCUUCCUUUAAAACAUGAAUCGCCCAUAGGGAAAGAGGACAGAAAAAACGUAGGGAUUGAAGGCUCGAAUUAGCUUAGUAAGAGAGUUCUCUCACUGUCAGCCCGCAUUCUUUCUUAUGUUUCAUUAUCUCGCAGCCUUUUAAUUCUUGGAUCUGAUAUUGGGGCCAAUUGUUUGAGGCAUUAACACCAUUAUAGCUAGACACGGAGUCCCUUACCCACCUUCAAACAUUAGGAACAAGUAAAUUUAUUAUUUUUGGGCUUUUUUGUUAGGAAGAGGGUAAUGAAAUUUCAGUUACUCCUUAAGUUGUACUAUAUUUGAUUAAUAAUAUUUGUUCUAUCAGUUGCACAAUG
Messenger RNA from Gossypium raimondii (Peruvian cotton), 2325 nucleotides. RefSeq names its product protein tesmin/TSO1-like CXC 6. Lineage: Eukaryota; Viridiplantae; Streptophyta; Magnoliopsida; Malvales; Malvaceae. Gene Ontology annotation, biological process: regulation of DNA-templated transcription. The transcript is spliced from 9 exons. Gene Ontology annotation, cellular component: nucleus. Bases 149 to 2047 code for a protein of 632 amino acids. The record is from RefSeq and is a predicted model, not a curated record.